Messenger RNA from Lates calcarifer (barramundi perch), 5339 nucleotides. It is a transcript of the gene mxd1, whose product is annotated as MAX dimerization protein 1. Gene Ontology annotation, biological process: negative regulation of transcription by RNA polymerase II. The record is from RefSeq and is a predicted model, not a curated record. Bases 1035 to 1703 code for a protein of 222 amino acids. NCBI's taxonomy places the organism in Eukaryota, Metazoa, Chordata, Actinopteri, Centropomidae. Gene Ontology annotation, molecular function: protein dimerization activity; DNA-binding transcription factor activity, RNA polymerase II-specific; RNA polymerase II cis-regulatory region sequence-specific DNA binding. The transcript has 6 exons.
UCCAUUGUGAAUUAGAACCAAAAUGGCUGAGGAUGGCCCUCAGUGGCAGUCAGUGCCAACCCCCUUUAUGACUGACGGCUUGAUCGUCCAAUAGCAGCUUGCUUUGUUAUGUCCAGUACCCAAUUACAUCUCGGCAAACAGUAGCUUUGUGGUAAAGUACAGUAGUUAGCCGUCGUCCAGAUCAACAAGCCGCGAUUUUGGAAGCAGUUUGAUAAACACUCAGUGUUCCUCGGCUGAUGUCAGUCGCUAUCUGCAUUUCCAGCGAGACGUAUCACGCGUGAUCAGCGAUAAACCAGCACAAAACUAGCCAGCCACAUAGCCCCGAACCGAAAAGGUUGGAUGACAUCGUCGGUUGAACUUAAAGACAGCUAGCUUGUUUUUCUUUCCAUUUCACACCAGGCAAGUCUCUGACAACUGAACAAGCCAACAACGCUCUUGUCUUUCGAUUGGUUCAAUCUUUACACCAUACAAUCGAGCUAGGAGGAACUUUUCAUCGUCAUUCUGGUAAUCAGCGCGAACAUUAGCCUGAACUAAUUUUUUCCCCAAACACAAUAUACACUCAACACUCGACUUAUUUAUAUACGUCAAGCAAGCCUUCGUUUUUUGUCCACAAACCGCGUUUUUCGAAGAACUACCAACAGCUAAAACUAGCAAUAUUUAGCUAACAAUUUGUUUUUAAAAAGAGGGACAAAACAACCAUAACUGCUGAAGAAGUGUUAGCGCCAGCCUUGACUAGCCAGCUAACACCAAACCUUCACCUGAACCAUUUUAACAACCAUUAAUUAAGGACGAAAACCGUAAAGCUUUAAAAACGGAUUGGUGCUUCAUUCAUGACCUUUAACUUUUAAAUAGCCCAUUUGACACGGUGCAGGAGUAACUCUUUAAGGUAACCUCUCGCCUUUUAAAAUAAUCGGUGACAGAACAGCGAGGCACCUGAGUAUUAGAGGCAGAGCCAGUGACAGGACCUGAAGCUGGUUGUGUACAGCCACGGAAUCCCUCAUCGGAUUGUUAUAUUAUCAGUGUUAUUGUUGAAGAUGGCGGCGAUCGGAAUGGUGCAGAUGUUGAUCGAAGCAGCCGAGUACCUCGAUCGCAGGGAACGAGAAGCAGAACACGGCUAUGCCUCCAUGCCACCCUUCAUCAGCAGUCGAGAGAGGGAAAGCUUGAAAAGGAAAAGCAAAAGCAAGAAAAACACAAGUAGCAGGUCUACGCACAAUGAGAUGGAAAAGAACAGACGGGCACAUCUACGGCUGUGUUUAGAGCGCUUGAAAUCCCUCGUUCCCUUGGGACCAGAUGCUAACAGGCACACCACCCUCAGCCUGCUGAUGAAGGCCAAAGAUCACAUCAAGAGGUUGGAGGAGAGUGACAGGAGAGCUCAGCACACCUUGGAGCAGCUACAGCGGGAACAGAGACACCUGAGGAGGCGUCUGGAGCAGCUGGGGGUGGAGAGGACCCGAAUGGACAGUACCGGCUCCACUCUGUCCUCCGACAAGUCCGACUCUGACCAGGAGGACCUGGAUGUAGAUGUGGAGGGGACGGACUACCUGCUGGGUGACCUGGAGUGGAGCACCAGCAGUGUUAGCGACUCAGGGGACGAGCGAGGCAGCCUGCGCAGCAGCUGUAGCGACGAGGGCUACUCCAGCGCCAGCCUGCAGCGCCUGCAGGACACUCAGGAGAGGGCCAAGCAGCUGGGCUGCAGCCUAUAAACAGCACUGGUCACUGACCCAACACCCACCUCCUCCCCUCAGCCAAUCCCAUCCCAAGAUUGUCUCACCACUCCCUUGGUCCCGCUCAGACCCCACCCUCCUUCCUUCCCUCCCUGUUUCCCUUGCCACUCCACCAGGACUGAACAAGUCUGAGGUCUCUCCUCUAGCCAGGCCUCUGCGGACUUCCUGUCCCCACGGUGACUUCCAUUCAGACUGCAACACCUCUGAGACACCCACCCACAUCUAGUCCAUCAUCAGCGGUCAAUCGUUAGGGUGUCACUCACUCGGCUCUGCACCAAUCAAACGAGUGGGAUUUUAAAGACACUCCACCCUACCAACCCCAUUCACCCCCCACCCCACCCCAUCCGUCAGAACCACAACUUUCAGCCAGUGAAUGUUACCACACAAUAUCCCACUGCCUCUUUUUCUAUGCCUCAAGAGCCAUGGGAAGCACUUAUGAGAUUUCACCCUUACUUCACACACACACACGCACACAUGCAUACAUCAACACACACAUACACACACCCCUCCAUCGCUCCUAGUUGUCCAGUGAGACAGAGUCCUCCCAAAGGUGUGACACUGACAUGACGUGGGGCUUUUUUUUCUGCCCUGCUCACCAGUCAACCAUCUGUGCAUGGUAAUUUGCACUUAAAAUUGCUUUUGUAAACAAAACUGUGUCAUCUUUUUCAAACACUGUCUCUUAAAAACUUCAAGGCCCCCACUGCAGCUGUUGCUGUAUUGUUACCAGAAGUGUUUGAAACAUGUCAGUUGUCUGCCUGGGCUGUACGGUGCAGCAGACUUUGUGGACACUAAACUAAACUGUCGGGGGCCGACAGCAAUACAUCCCUUAGUACCCGAGCUUUGGCGGGCGAUCUCGUAAUUACCCUGUAAUUUAUGUCCACGCCUGCAGUUCAGAAGAGAAAGUAACACAAAAACAAACAAAAAAAAUUGUGCAGCAUGAGAUUGUGAAGGGGCUGGGGUGUAGGGGAGGGUUUGGGGUGGGUUUGAUGUUUUCUGCCUCUCUCUGAUGACGGUGGCGUUUUUACAGUUUCCUUUAUUGUAAUGUGUGUAUGUCAUGUUUGAGCCUGGCAACGACAGGGGUCACUAGCAGGUUUGGAAAGAUGAAACACCAGCCACCAGGCCAAAUGCUGGUAUAUUUUUGGCAGGUGCUGGUACAUUUUUUGUACACUAAUUCUUCACUGCCCCAUUCACCAGGUAUUAAAAAGGAAGGGAAGAUUCUAUCUAUUGAGAGCAGUCAAAGAGACUGGAGCACAUUCCACUAUAUAGAGAGGACAGGCAGGUGAGACUGAGAGCAUUAUUUUUUGCGAGUGGAUGUUCCUGCCAAUUAUUUAUGAAGGGAGAGUUCAGUUUGAGGCGAGGCAAGUCACACUGAAACAGAAGGACUAGCUUUGACUUUUCAGUUGGAACAUACUGAGGAAUCUUGCUUCUUUCUUUGUGUUCACAUCUGAAGAGCACCAAAAUAUUAAAACCAAGAAAUGUUUCUCUCCUUCGCCUUGCCUUGAUAGCUAUUUAUUGUUUCUGCAAAAAUGUACUCCUUUUAAUGUAAAUAGUCUAUGGAAAGAUCUCUAUGUCUAUCAACAAAUGUAUUUAUUAGAUAUACUAAAUAUAUAGAUGAAUAUAUAUAUAUAUAUAUAUAUAUAAAGAUAUUUAAUUAGUCAUAGCCUAUGUUCUUCUUGUGGAGUUUAUUGAGAGUUUCCUAUGUGUAGUUUGUUUGCACAGCCUAGUCAAUCCAUAGAAUAUUUAGAAAUAUCUCUUGUGCCUCUAGGCUUUUGUGUCUGUUCAGAAUUUGGCACGGUGCUCCUAGGAAAUGAAAUGUUUUCUUUGUGGUUAAUUCUAAUUUUUAGCUGUAUUCAAAGCCAUCUUGCCCUUUAGAGGAGGGAUAGUAGGACAAAAUCUGUAUAAGUUCUAAAAAUGUGAAUUAAAAAACGUAAAAGUGAGAGAGGAGCUGGUGGCCAGGUUGUGGGGCGGUGAUGACUCCUUUGGCAAAGCUGCGUUGCCUGUUCGCCCAUCUUCGUGCCUAGGAACCUCAAACAAAAUGGCUGCUCGCCCAUGUGAGAUUUCAGCCCUUUGUUUGGUCCAGAAUCCUCACAGGCAGGAGAGGAUAGCAGCUUUUUUGUAUGUAGAUGUCCUCAACCCUGCAGCAACGAUGCCAAAGGAACUUCCCCCUGCUCCUGCAUCUGCCACUUGUAAAUCUCAGUUAAAGCAUGAAGAUGGUACACCAAAAAAAAAAAAAAAAAAAAGAAAGAAAAUCAGAAAAAUAGAUAUAUGAUUGUUUAGUCUUUUGAGUGUGGAAUGCUGCUUUUUUCUGUCAAAUUGAAAUCUUUUCAAACGGAGAGAAACUGUGUAGCCAUGCUAUAAGGGGGGGCUAAAGGGGAAAUGUAUUGAGAAGUAGGUGUGAGUGGGCAGAUGCGUUCACUGAAAUGCCAUCUGUCAGUGUGUGCGUGUGUAUACACUAAGUGUGACUGCGUGUGUGUGCAUUUAUUUCGUCACUGUCUUCAGAGAGAAAUUUUUUGGGGUGGUAGAGGGUGGGUGGUUUAAAAAAAAACAUUUGUAAGGAUAUGUUUCUGUUCUGGGUUUCUGUUCAUUUGUUUACUAGUAAAAUGCAAAAAAAAGUCCACUUGACAAAGACUUCAUGUAUGAACCUAAGCAUUAAUGUCUGUCUAUGGGAGUCUCAUGUUUCUCCUUUUUUCCAUCCAUGGCCUGUUGUCUGUCUUCCACCAAUCUGUGUGUGUGUGUGUGUGUGUGUGUGUGUGGCGUUUCCCGUAUGUGUGUAUGUGUUUGCACAUGCGCCCAUGUGCAAGCAUGACCUCCUCCUCCACAUGCUGCAUUAGCCUCCGUGGUGCAGGUGAGAUGUCUGUAUGUGUGUGUGUGUGUGUGUGUGUGUGUGUGCGUGCCUGCGUGCCCGCAUGCGUGCGUGUAGUGGGGAAUUGUGUGUACAUGUGUGUGUCAAUGAUCACAUGCAACUAUUGUUCCUCACCACCCCACCCCACCCAACCCAACUCCCCUCUACAAAAACCCUGGCGCUCUCAGCAUCUGCCUUAAGAAGCAGGUGUGAAAUCUCUCAAAGAACAAGACUACGGUCAGACCAGUUGUUUAAGCUACAGGUUUCAGCAUCAGGGCAAACUCAUGUUCAUGUGUAUAUUUGGUUUUUGCACAUUUUGUCCCUGCAUACAACAUGGCUGAUAAUGCCUUAAAACAGACACAAAUGUACGACCUAGCAGAAGUAUAUGAUAUGUAUGAGUGUAUAUGAUAUAUCGACAUGUAUCACAAAGGUCAUUCCUUUUCAUUGUGACGGUCUCAGGCGUGGUGCUUUCAUGCAUUACACAAUACACACACACAAACACACAGACAACACCGCGUCAUAGCUCCAUGAACAUCGUCGUCGCCUGUCACCUUUCUUCUCAGAAAGGUCAGAUGUCUGUCUGUUGAACAAUUACUUAAAGGUGGACGUUUUGUGCACUUACUUUUUAAGAAUUGGAGAAUUUAAACACUGUCUUCUAAGGAAAUCACUUCAAAUGUGGGGAAAAAACCCCUUUGAAAAUGAAUUGUGGAGCAGCAAUUUAUAUUUGCCAGUGAUGUUAAAGGAAUAAAACAUUUGAAACCCUUGUUUACCUA